Molecule: messenger RNA, 2199 nt
Organism: Podospora anserina S mat+
Lineage: Eukaryota; Fungi; Ascomycota; Sordariomycetes; Sordariales; Podosporaceae
Exons: 2
Coding region: 1-2199 (732 amino acids)
Biological process (GO): regulation of DNA-templated transcription; DNA-templated transcription
Cellular component (GO): nucleus
Molecular function (GO): DNA-binding transcription factor activity, RNA polymerase II-specific; DNA binding; zinc ion binding
Source: RefSeq, a predicted model, not a curated record
AUGGCACCCCUUUUGGAAUCAAGGGGUCUACUUGCCCAAGGUUGGAAAUGCCACAUUGUGUGUGCUUCACCAUCAUCAAGACACACCAAGAAGAACCCAUCGACUAUGGAAUCAGAGCAGCCAGCAGGUUACUUUUCGACCUUUUCUAUCCUCGAUCCAAACCGGCCCAACCCAGAAGGCACAGGGAAACCCCAAAAACGAAACAGACGAGUCUACGUUUGCAUACCAUGUCAUCGACGGAAGCUCAGAUGCGACAAAGGGCAGCCUUGCUCCCGUUGUAUCCAGGCCGACGCUGCCGAUGAAUGUGUAUACCAGAAAUUCCCCUUCAGUUCGAAGCAUGAGUCUGGAAGUGGCGAGUCAGGAGAGACACCGCAAAGUCCAGCACGAGAUAGCCCCCAAACAACACCGGGCCCGAGUGGUAGUGAAGCAAGACCCAGACUUCACGGUGUCACACACUGGAGCACCGUUGCUUCCGAGGUACAGACGAACCAGAUUCCGCUGAAGCAUGCAUCGGGCCUUGAUCCCGAAUGGGGGCCGAGAUACAGACACCUACAGAGCUUAAAGUAUUUGGUCGCCGCGCUUCCGGUUCACCACUUUCCGUUUGGCGAAAUAUGCCACUGUUCAGAAAGCCGAGAAAAUGCGCUUCAAAGUUUACCACCAAGACCUGUUGUCGACACAUUGGUACGGUGUUAUUUCGAGGUUAUCCACCCGAUAUACCGGCUUUUGCACCCUGCCGAGUACGAGUUUGAGCUCCAGGCCUUUUGGAUGAACGUCAACCAUUUCUCCGAGGAAUGGCUUGCUCAGUUCUUUAUGAUACUGGCGUUGGGAUGCCAAGCAGCCCCCGCACAAGUAUUUGCCAGUACGGGAAGACGGCCAAGUUCUUGGACGGACCAGUUCCUGAACAGUUCUCAGUACUUUCUUUGCCGGUCACCGUUUGUUUCGACACCUACUCUUACUUCGGCUCGAACACUUUGCCUUGGGGUUCUCGCGAGAAUAAUGGACAUUGUAAAGGGUGGCGAGACGUCGCAGCUGGCCAGCCUCAUGGGAUACCUCGGUCGAAUGGCGGUCUCCCUGCAUCUCAACCGAACAUCUGCUUUGUUCCCAGAACUCUUGCCAUACGAAGUCGAGAUCCGCCGCAGACUGUGGCUUACUAUUCAGCUUCUGGAGCUGCAAGUGGCCAUGAGGACAGGAACAUCAUGUACACAUCAAGACUACGACGCCGAGCCACCAUUAAACAUUAACGACACCAGCAUCUACCACACCGGACAAGGCUGGGUCCUGGAGCAAGGUGCCGCCAAAUCAGACCUUGCUUUGACCGAUGGCACCUUCCAGACAAGGCUAUCCGACCUCAUUCCGAUACUCUCGGAAAUCACCACCGCCGUGAACCAAACCACGGCUCAGACGGCCCUCAAAUAUGACAAAAUCCAAUCCUGGGACGAGCAACUCCGUCGCAAAGUUCGAGAAGCGGCAUCCGUGUUGCUUAUGGCAGCUCAAUCGCAAGCAAACUACUCCUUCAGACCUCGGAUACAACUUGAAUUCCUCAGAGUCCUCGUCAACCGCUCCCUGCUAGCCCUCCACCAUCACUAUAUUUCUGCACCGAGGUUCCGACAAUUCCCGGCCUCUUCCCAAGCCGUAAUCAACUCGUCUCUCGAGAUUCUGAGUGUCCACCAGUCGUGGUAUCAACCAAGUCAUGGCCUCGACUACCCAAGCAGCAGCAUAGCUCUACCAGAGGGGGCCGCCCACCGCUCAACAGCCACGCUGCUGGAUAUAUGCCGUGACAGCUUUGGCGCUGCAAUGUUAUAUCUUGUUACGUCCUGUCGAAGACUAUCGCUGAAUGUGAUUCAGUUACCACCCACGGAUGGGAGGCAACAACACGCAACAAGCCAAGCGGAGAUUGUCAGGUUGGUGCAGACGCAGCUGGAAGACUUUAGGGAGAGGGCGUGUCGUUCCCCUAGUCAUUAUGAUGAGUAUAUUAGUUUGGCGGUCGCGGAGGGGUGUUUACGGGGUUUGAUGGGUGGGAGUUGUGGUGGGGGGUUGACGGCGGGUUUGAUGGAGGUUGCUGAUCGGAUUGAGAGGACUGUCCUUGAGGGGAAAUUGUGGACUGGUGGUGGUGGUGGUGGUGUGGAAGGGAGCACGGGGUUUACGCCUGUUACGCCGGGGGGGUUUGAAGGGGCGGGAGGGUUUAUUUUUCCUCAUUAG